GGAUUGGUCAAUAGGACUCAUUAGCAGGUCAACUAAUAGCCGAUUUGCGGUUUAAAUAUGUCUAAGUAAAUAAUCUCUGGAAUACAUUUUGUCCCUGAAAGCAUGAUUGGAUCACUAACUUCAACCCAAGCAAUUUUCUCUAGAUUACUUAUACGCAUUAAAUAAGUUUUCUCAUCGUUAGCAUUCUCGUGUACUGGCAUACUGGGACACCUAUUAAUUAUACUACAGCUGUCAAUUCCAGCCGCGUACUUGUCGAAUUUUCUGGGAUUGGUGAUGGAUAUCUGUUGCAUUUAAUACAUUCUGGAAUACUUGAAGUCUCAUUCUCGGACUAAUACAAUGACGCAGGUUGGAAGUUUACAUAAUCCAUUCCUGUAUAAUCCUCACAAACUCAAGCAUAGUAACUCUAAUUCGCUCUCGCAAAUAUUUCAUUUACAACUUCCCGAGCUGAUAACUUCGACACAACUUAGUCGGUCACCUGCGUCCAGUGCAUGUCCCUCUGAUGAUUCUGGCAUUGAAAGGACGUUGAAUUUGAGCCCGUCUUCUCCUUUUCCUGAGGACACUGAUUCAGAUGAUGCUCAGUCGUCUGUUGGUUUUGAAGUUGGGCGUGUCACUAGUCAGGUGCAGAUGCGUCGAAAUCCAUUGAAAGUGGGUGCUUAUAAUCAUUUUGGCUGUGGUGGUAAAUACAUAGAAUCUGCCAGGCUUUCUCCUCCGGGUACUUGUGCGGUGGCAGUUGAGGACAGUUACUGCCCUUUAGCAAGUCCUAAAGCAAGUAAACCCAAAUUUUCAAACGGGAAUCGGUUUCAAAUAUUAUCCUAUGAGCAAGUGACUAGAUUACACUAUGUUUUAUCGAAAACCAUUCCAAUCCAUAGCAGAAAUCCAGGAUUCCCGACUAUUAUGGUCAAACUGAAUGACUUAUUUAGAGCAGUCCGAGGAAAUCUCAAAGCAGCUGGAAUUCCUGUUCGAAACAUGCGUCUUAAUGGUGGUGCAGCCUCAUAUGUCAUUGGACGAGAAAAUUAUCCAGUGUACAAUGAUGUCGAUGUUCUGAUCUCCGUGGACUUGAGCUCAAACAGUUCGACAAUUCAAAAAGUCAAAUCAUCUGUAUUGAAUGCUUUGAUGAGUUUCCUACCGGAUGAGAAAAAGUUAGAAGCUUCCAAACAGCAAACAGUUUAUCAUCAACCCCAACGUAGCUUCAAAUUUAAACAAUUAACCGGGUCCUGUUCCAACCUCCAGUCUAGUGAUGAUGUCCCGAAAGUAUCAGGGGGUGGUAGCCAAGGUGUAUCACAGAAUUCUUCACCCAAUAGCUCACCUGUAAGAAUUAAAAGUCAUAUGAGUUCUACAGAAUUACGACAUAUAGAUGUAAUGAAAACCACUGAUUCAAUUUCUACUUCAAGUGCAAAAGAGUUUAGUGGAAUCGACAAAUCUGUUGAACUUCUGGACGUAGGCGUAAUUCCACAGAACCAACAUGAUGUCCACUCAUCCGUGGUUUCACGACCUAACAAAAUUGAUUUUCCAAAUCCAAUCCGUCAAAAUCUUCCUAAUCCUGCUUCUUUUACUCAGUUAUCCUUUCUACAUCCUGGACAGCAAUACAUUUACAGUACUAGUUCUCCAUUUAUUUCUUUGAAUGUAAGCACAAUGAACUGUAUUCAAAGCUCUGCUUCCACUCCGAAUGGUUCUAGCCCGUCAGACAGAUUCAGUUUACGAGAGUCUUAUGUGUACAAACAGUUUCGUAAGUUUAGUCAAGACGAUGACUGUUGGUCACUUUUAUCUCUUGGAAUUCCAUCUUCAGAUUCAAAAGUUAUUGAAUUUAAGUUUGUUGAUCGAAUGAAACGUCAAUUUGAAUUUACAGUGGAUAGCUUUCAAAUUGUUUUAGACCCCCUGUUAUCUUUUUAUGAGUGCAAUCCAGCAGAAUGCAUAACUCUACACUUUUAUCCAACAGUUGUUGCUGAGUCUGUCUCUGGAUCAUUCUCUGAAGCCUUAUAUCACUUAGAGAAUAAAUUAAUUGCAACUAUUGAACCAGAAAUGAUUCGUGGUGGUGGUCUCUUGAAAUACUGUCGAUUGUUAGUUAGUGGAUACACACCUGCUGAAGGUGUUGAUGUACAUACACUUGAAAAGUACAUGAGUUCUCGAUUCUUUAUUGAUUUUCAAGAUAUAGCCAGUCAGAAAACUAAAUUGGUAGCUUUUUUAGCAAAUCAUUUUAGUGAGCAUGAAGUUUCUGUUAAAAUUAAUUAUUUACGCAUUUUAUAUCAAGUUGUAAGUGGUUCUACUAUAUGUCUUAUGUCUCAUGAACACUUCCAAACACUGAAUCUUAUUUCAGAGAUGUUACGUUAUUUUAUGUAUUAUUCACAAUUCAAUCGAUCUUCUUUAAGUUUGGAAUGGUUUGCUGAAAAACAGAAUCUUGUUCUAGAUAAAAUUUAUUUUGGAACACAAUUAUUCCCUGUAAUUUCACGAAGUGAACCUUAUUCAAAAAAUUGUUUCUGUCUGAAAAAUAAGUUGCCACCUGUUAUCAUACAUAGCUCAAAGUUCCCACAAAAAUCCAGCUGCUCUUCUAUGGAAGACAAAGGAAAAUUAUCAACAGAUACAACAUGUUAUGAAGAUGGCAUAAGAAAUCAAACAAAACAAUUCACAGAAUGGGAGCCAUCUAGUGUGUGUAACCAAUGCUGAGUAGUAUCGAAAAACUCUAUAAAUUCCAGUCAAAAUUCUACAGCAAAUCAUAACUUGAGGACAGAAUAGAUUAUAAUUUAAUGUUUGAACAGACUUUCACUAUUCGUAUGACUGUUGCCAUCUUCAAAGUUAGUUGUUGUAGGUUCAUUUUGAGCUCGAUCAUUGUUUAGAGUACUUUUACAUAGUUGUCUGCUUCAUGUUUUAUCCAGUUCAUGCUUGCAUGAAUAUGUGAAUAAACUAGUCUGUUUUAUGUCAACCUCAUACUUAGAAUACGCAUUUAAUCAAUGUUAUACUCAAGAAUGAAGUAAUCCAUAUCACAAUCCAUGUAUUGUGUGGAUCAUAAUGAUUGUGCUGUGGAAAUACUUGUAGUACGAAACUUGUCUCCAACUAAAGGAUACAUUCAUAGGAGAAACUGAACCUGAUAUUCUACAUUGCAAAACAGAAGAGUAUUUAAAAUAAGGAAAAAGAAGCCCGGUGAUGGGUGUUUUCUGUUCAUGUGUAUGUGUGUGUGUAUUUAUUUAUUUAUUUUGCCUCACAAGAUGGGAUCCUCUUUGUCCUCAUAUUUACUUUUUGUCUUUCAUCGUCUGUUAGCUUUUGUACAUAUAACUGUUUGUUCAUGUUCUUCUGUGUCAAAAAUUGAUAUUAAAUUCCUACUCAAUUUAAACUUAUGUGGUCAAACUUUCCUUAUGCUUACACUGAAUAUAUGUGUGUUUAAGAUAUCUAGUAGUGUGGAUUAUGCUGUUUGAAAUAAUUUCCUCAUUCUUUAAGAAACCAUUUCAUUUCAUUAAGAUAAACAACUGUCGAUGAUGAAGUUGUUCGAUUGAAUCACACAAGUACAACACAUAAGGAAUAAAAUAUCCGUACAACUUUAUUCUUUUUUUAAAAAAAACUUGUCUGUUUCUCAGCAUUCCAGACUGAAAGGAUUUGAAUCAUGUUUUCAAUGUAAGACUCUUUUAUUCACCUAUUCCAAAUUGAUAAUAAUAUAUGAAAUUUUCAACGAUUGAGUUCCACAAAUGAUUCAGGUGAGUUUGUAUGCUCGUCAAUCGUCACGCAGCUGUUUUCAUCAACAUGUCAACACAUCGUUACACAUACACUUUCUAAAAGAUUUUUUUCUCUCAUCACUACUGUCCUUUUUUCCCCUGUUAAAUGGACGUGAAUGAGGUGUGAAAUCUCAUCUGAGCUGUUUCUUCUAGAAAAUAUAAUCGUUUACCUAUUUUGUUAAUAAUGAUGAUUGAGCUGUUUCCAGUAUUUGUACGUCUUCGUAUUGUUGAGAAAAGAUUACACCAUUCAUUUCAUUUAUUCUGUUUCCUAAAAAAAUAACUUGGAUUAUCAGUUAUCCUUAUUGUUACUACUGUUAUGCUAUAUAUUGUAUUUUGUUUGUACUUGUCUGUGAUCUAUUCUGUCCCAGUGGUGAUUAUUCAACUUUUAUCUGAAUAAAAAUAAAUAAAUCAACAAAAAAUAAUGAUGAUAAAUAUACAUCUACAUUUGUACUUGUCCAGUGUUCGUAUGUUGUUUAUUUUCUCGUGUUUUGUCUAUUUUUGGCUGAUAUUUCAUCAAUAUUGCUACCGUUAUUGCUACAAUUAUUAUUACUACUUCUACUGAGCACAAACCAGAUUCUUUGACAAUCUAUUUUUCAAAAAAAUAAAAAAAUUGCUGAUAAUAUUACAACAAUUAUUAAUGUUUAUUAUACGAAAAGGAAAAAAAAUAAAAAAAGUGAUCUGUUUGCUCAUUUUUAAAAUGAAUCUGCACUUCUAAGACUAGUUAAUUCGGAUGACUAAUUCCUGAAAAUUAGUCAUUCUGAGUAGUGUUCGAGGGGGGGGAGUUCCAGCUGGUAUCCGUGACAGUCAAUAAGUGAUAGAUACAUGCAACUCCUAUUACACUUAGUUAUUGUUUGGUAUUGCCGUCUGACCCGGGUUAGUUUUCAACUCAACCUUCUUAGAGAAUAGGAUGUGAAGGUUUUUAAAAUUAACUACUUCGAUUCAUCCCUUCAAAGUCAUUCUAGUAGAAUAUGGAAGUAAUCUUAGAAACCACAUGUACUUUAGUGUAGUAGACCGUGAGCCACAACUAUUUGUACGUGUUAGUGGAUGUAUGUAUACUCCUGUGAAUACCUAUCAAAUGCAAAGCUGCGUACUUUCAUUGUGAACCUGAAUUUUAUGUCUACCAUUAGAACUGGCAAGUUUGCUAGAGAUGCGAAGACCUAGGAAUACCACGAAAUUUUUCAGUUUUCUGUUAUACAUUGUUUUAUAUCAUCAAUAUGUGCACGUACGCUAAGCACGAAUGUCUACUUCUUCCUCAACGCUUCAAUUUUAGAUGGAAGGAAGCCAUACAAAAUCAAGCACUUUAAAUUAGCCACACGGACGACGCCAGACUAUGAAAGGAAAUCACUGUCAACAUGGCGAAAUUCAAUUCGGGGACCUUCGUAGUAACUGUCUAUUGCUGUACCGAUUGAUCUACUAAACCAGUGGAAAGCACAUUAACUUUCACUUCAAUCAAGUAGUGUUUUGCUGGAUUUUUAUGUUAAUGAGAGGUGUGACAAGUGUUUUUGUUAAGUUGUUACCCUACUCUUGAAUAUCGUUUUUGGAGUUCAAAUCGAAUGGUACUAAUUAGGAGGAGAAAAGUAGGGGAUAAUUCGAUUUAACUAACAGUUUAUUGUAGGAGUGGUAGUGAUCAUAGUCAUAAUGAACUUGAAAUGAUUGAAAAAGCAUAGAGACCAGCUGAAUAUGCUGUUUACGUGCUAAUCUUUUCACAUAAUUCAGAUCACUAGUGUCAAUGCAAACGAUUAGAUGAGUUUUUAGUCUGGAAGAUAUGCGAUUGCCUUAUAUCUCAUAGACUUGAUUCAUGUGUUGCAUAACUAGAAAUGACUGCUACACUUCACAAUUGGAACUAAGAGGCAUAGGUGUAUUUUAUGACAACUAGCAU
Messenger RNA from Heterobilharzia americana, 5580 nucleotides. Lineage: Eukaryota; Metazoa; Platyhelminthes; Trematoda; Strigeidida; Schistosomatidae. The record is from the annotation of a GenBank genome assembly.